Messenger RNA from Paramecium sonneborni, 701 nucleotides. Lineage: Eukaryota; Ciliophora; Oligohymenophorea; Peniculida; Parameciidae. The record is from the annotation of a GenBank genome assembly.
AUGGAUUUCAAUCAUCUUCGCUUUGAGAAUUACUAGCCGAAACAAUCCUUUUAUAUGAUGAAUAAAAUACUCAAACUUAUAAUUGCCAUAUAAUUGCUUUUAGUUUUUUUUAGGGUUUAUGUAAGGAAUUAAGAAACUUUUUUUUUAUCUGAUUGCUUAAAUGCAUGUAUGAUGAUACUUACAUAUUGUUAAAAAGUAUGAAACUAGACUAAAAUAUUAGAACUAUUGUUUAGCAUUGAUUACAAUGUUUUAUAUAUUCUCUUUGAUCUAUUUGAAUGCAAUCUUCUUUUUGUAAUUUGUUGAAUAUAAAUUGCCUUUUUUUAUAGAUGUUCACAAAAACUUUACAUUGAUGCUGGUAUGCUUUUCACAUCAAUUAGAUUUUCUCUACUUUGCUCUAUGUUUUUGAAUCGAUUAUGUUGUAUCAAAUAUAUAAAGAAUAUAAAGCAAUAAUUUAUGAUAUAAAUCAAGCAUAUUUAGACAAUUUUUAAUAAGAAUAAAUUCAUUAAGAAAUAGAGACUUUAUCUUUAUAAUAAUUACAACAAUCUUAACAACAUUUAAAUAAUUAAUAAUAGUAAGUUGAAUAAUCGAUAGAAAAUUAAUCUAUAUAGGAACCAAAUAUUGCUGCUGAAUCAGUAACAAGAAGAAUAAAUAGUUAAAAUUAAAGAAGGGAAUAGGAAAAUUAAGAAGAAUUAUAAUAAUGA